Molecule: messenger RNA, 1302 nt
Organism: Nicotiana tabacum (common tobacco)
Lineage: Eukaryota; Viridiplantae; Streptophyta; Magnoliopsida; Solanales; Solanaceae
Source: RefSeq, a predicted model, not a curated record
AUGGAUGGUCCCGUUAACAACAUUAUGCCAUCAAGAAAACCUAUCAAUGAAGAGGAUGAGUACAGACACAUCCAGUCAGAAGAUGAGAUGGGAACAUUCUCAGAAGAAGAGGAUUAUCUGAGUGCAGGGAUUGGGGAAGAGCAUCAUUGUGAACUCCUGAUUGCAGCUGUGAAUGCCAUCUCUUCCCAUAACAACCAUCUUGACUACUUCAGAAUGCAGCUAUCGAUAAACCAGGUUGCUUCCAACAGUAAUAACAUAAUUUGGAUCUUCUGGGAUCAGGAGUUCACUGGUACUCUCUUGGACCAAGAUGAACAACAGAUGGAUAUUGAACUGAAGCAUGUAGAAGCUGGAGAUAUCUUUUAUAUAUCAAUAAUCGAUGCAAAAUGUAAACUUUCUAUGAGAAUUCCUCUAUGGGAGAAUUUGAAACUCAAAUCUACUACUUCCACGGUAUGUUGGUGUGUGAUUGGAGAUUUUAAUGUCAUUACUUUCAUGGGUGAGAAGAUUGGAGGGAUACCAUACCAGAUGAAGAAAAGCAUUGACUUCAUCAACAUGAUUGAAGAAUGUGUCUUGAUUGAUUUGGGGUUUUAUGGCCCAAGAUACACAUGGUCUAAUGGAAUAGGCCCUGGUUCUAUAGUGUGGAAAAGACCGGACAUGGGGAUGGCUAAUGAUAACUGGAUAAUCUCCUUCCCCGAUACAACUAUCACACAAUUGGCUUCUGCAGGCUUUGGCCAUUCACCUCUCCUAAUGGAAAUGCAUGUGAUACAAGACAAUGUUAGGAAAUACUUCAGGUUUCUCAAGUGUUGGACAACAAUAUGGGGACAUCUUUCAGAAACCAAGGAGUAUGAACAGAAGAUUAAUAUAGAAGAGGAGAAAUGGGUUACUACCAAUGAUCGAUCUGACAUGACUGCCUUACAUGAACUUCAAGCUCACCUAAUCAAAGGUAGAAAAAGAAAAAAUUUCAUCCACAAAAUUAAGGAUGCAGAAGGGGAUUGGAUUCAGGGUGAUGAGGCUAUUGGAGAAGCUGUUUGUGAUUAUUUUGAAGAGCUCUUCACUAUGCCUGGAGGGCACAUUAGAGAGGAUCUUCUCAACUGUAUACCAAUCAUGAUCACUAAUGAAGACAAUAUUGAACUAUCCAGAGAUCCUGACAUGAAAGAAUUUAAACGAGUUGUAUUUUCCAUGUGCCCAUCCAGUGCUGCAGGUCUAGAUGUGAUGAAUGGCAAAUUCUUCCAAUCCUGUUGGGAGGUGAUUAAGGAUGAUCUGCUAAAGGUGGUGCUUGCUUUGUUUUUGGAGGAAGAUGCCUAG